Messenger RNA from Rosa chinensis, 1057 nucleotides. RefSeq lists its product as uncharacterized. Lineage: Eukaryota; Viridiplantae; Streptophyta; Magnoliopsida; Rosales; Rosaceae. The coding region runs from base 364 to 816 and encodes 150 amino acids. The record is from RefSeq and is a predicted model, not a curated record. The transcript has 4 exons.
GGUAACUAAAGUUACUCCUCCUAUAGCAAUUCCCUUGCUGCCUUACCUCUUUGUCUCUCUGUCUGCUCCUCUGAGACUUCGUUAUCUAUAGGGCACUUUUCUUUCUUUUCACCAAUACUACACCUAAUUUUAAUUGCGUUGCUUUGGAUCCCCAUACCCCUCCAUUGCUUUUACUAUCCCACACACACACUCUCUCUCUCUCUCUCUCCACCCAAUUCUUCUUUAAAUAGGCUAUAUAAACCCACGCUCACAUUCACCAACUGAAAAAGAAAGAGUGAACAAAGAAAGAAAGCAAAGGAAAAAGAAGACAUUUUGAAGCACCCUUUGAGGUUUUGAGGUCAAGUCUCUGCAAGUUCAAGCUCAAUGGAUCAAGACUACUAUAGGAGGAGUCAUCAAGUUCCUGCUUUUGGGAGCUGGGAUUGGAACCAAGACCUUCCCUUCACUCAGUGCUUUGAGUCUGCAAGGCAAGCUGGGUUUCUGCGCUACACUACUUACACUGAUGAACAUGAUCAGGAUCGCGAUUUGUAUGUCACCGGGGAUUUGUACCAGAACGAUGUCGUCACUCCCGCGAUGAUCGUUGUUCCUCGCCGAAGGAACAAGAUGCGUCAGCCGCAAGUGAAAGAAGCAAAGGAGGAGGGUUGGGUCAUGGGUGAGGUGAAGGAGCCACCAAGCCCACCUCCAAGGUCCAGGCCCAAUCCCAAGCCUGUGGAUGAAGAUUUGUACAAAAUCUCACCUGAACUCCUCUAUGCUAAAGCCAAAAAGAAGAGAGGAUUGGGUUUCUUUUCAAGCUGCUUGCUGCCAACAUGUGUUGGCUGAAUCAAUGAGCAAGUUUAUGUGAGGCAUUUAGUGAAUAUAUGACUCAAUAUGAGGGAAAAGUAGACUUAAUAUGAGAUUGUGAGCAUAUGUAAUAUAUUUUGGUCCCAAAAUUCCUAUAUACCUUCAUGUGGGUUAUGAGGAGAGAGUAGUUCAUAUUAUUAGGCUUAUUAGCUUCUUCUUUGGCUGGAUUGGAAAUGUAUAACUUUUAUAUAUCUAUGGAUCUUUAUAUUUUUCAAUGUGA